CACACACACAAGACCCACAAGAUAACCACAAACACUAGAUUUGUAAUUGCUGUUGCUUCUUUGACUCACACAGAAUGGGAUCCUCUAAACUGGCCCUGCUGCUGGUCUUGCUGUCCUGCGUGGAGCACUGCCUGUCUGCCUCCUGUGUCGUCGACAGCUUCACCGUCAAAGGUGACUUCGACCCCAAGAGGUAUGCAGGAAAGUGGUACGCACUGCAGAAGAAAGAUCCAGAGGGGCUGUUCCUGCAAGACAACAUCUCAGCUGAGUACACCAUUGAUGAUGACGGCUCCAUGACCGCCUCCUCCAAGGGACGGGUCACUCUGUUUGGCUUCUGGGUUGUGUGUGCUGACAUGGCCGCCCAGUACUCUGUCCCCGACCCCGCCAGCCCCGGCAAGAUGUUCAUGAACUACCAGGGACUGGCCAGCUACCUGUCCAGUGGAGGUGACAACUACUGGGUGAUCGACACCGACUACGACAACUACGCCAUCACCUACGCCUGCCGCACCCUGAAGGAAGAUGGCAGCUGCGAGGACGGCUACGCCCUCAUCUUCUCCAGGAACCCCCGUGGUCUGCCUCCCGCCAUCCAGCGCGUCGUCCGUCAGAAGCAGGAAGACAUCUGCAUGGCCGGAGAGUUUCAGCCAGUGCUGCAGUCUGGAGCCUGCUAAAGAGAAGGAGAGAGCAGAGCAGGAGAGGAAGAAGCGAGCUAGUUGCAGUCUGGAAGACGUGAAAGCAAGAAGAGGGAGAAUAAAAGAGUUCAUGUGUAAGAAGGCCUGUAUGUGAGAGUGAUACUGUGAGUGAGCAGAUACAGAAAAAUGAAGAAAAAGUGAGGAGGAAAAACACGAGAAUAUAAUUGAGCAAAGACAGUGGAAAAAGAUUCAUAUGUGUUGUUUUAAUCCAUUUGCUCCUCUGUGUUCAUCUGUUGUUUGUCUAAGGAAAAUGUGACUGCUGCUUUGAAAGAGAAAAUAAAAGGAUAUUUUUCU
Molecule: messenger RNA, 980 nt
Organism: Cyclopterus lumpus (lumpfish)
Lineage: Eukaryota; Metazoa; Chordata; Actinopteri; Perciformes; Cyclopteridae
Gene: rbp4l
Product: retinol binding protein 4, like
Exons: 5
Coding region: 75-665 (196 amino acids)
Molecular function (GO): retinoid binding; retinol transmembrane transporter activity
Source: RefSeq, a predicted model, not a curated record